Plasmopara halstedii is the source of this 1431-nucleotide messenger RNA. RefSeq names its product glycoside-pentoside-hexuronide :cation symporter family. Gene Ontology annotation, biological process: sodium ion transport. NCBI's taxonomy places the organism in Eukaryota, Oomycota, Peronosporomycetes, Peronosporales, Peronosporaceae. Gene Ontology annotation, cellular component: membrane. Bases 1 to 1431 code for a protein of 476 amino acids. The transcript has a single exon. The record is from RefSeq and is a predicted model, not a curated record. Gene Ontology annotation, molecular function: sucrose:proton symporter activity.
AUGGCCGAUGUCGAUAAAGGUUUUGACAUUGAAAGCUCACCCAAGCACGUUUACAAGGAGGGCAACACUGAAAAUACUCAACUGUCGCACCCGCCUAUCUGGCUACUUCUUGCUGUUUCAAUGCCACGUAUGGCAAUCACCAUGGCUUGGUCGGCGCAGUGGGCCGCUCUUGGUCCGUACCUGUCGACAAUGCUCCCAAGAUUCGCCGUUCAAAUCACACAAUUUAUUGGCCCUGUUGUCGGCGUGCUAGUUGGUCCCAGUGCCGGAGUCCUCAGCGACCGUACUACCUCCCAAUUCGGUCGACGUCGUCCGUACCUUGUUGUUGCAGGUACUUUGAGCAUCAUUUGCUGGAUUGCCAUGAGUUACACACGUGAAAUGGGCGAAGCUUUGGGUGACCAUGGCAGCGGUCAAGACGAUCAGCCAACCGACCGGACGUUCACAGCCAUCCUGACUGUGUUUUUCUAUUUGUGGAUGGACAUCACUGUCAACGUCGUACAAACUCCAGCUAUGCUUCUGGUCGCAGAUUUUUCCGGUGAUCGCCAGACAACGGGUGCUGCUUUAAGUCAAGCGUGGUCAACACUGGGCUCCCUCCUGGUUGCUGGCUACAUUGAGUUCUUUGGAGCAGCUCACAAGACGCUUCAUGAAUUUAUGUGGAUGUUGUCAGUCACAAUGUUUAUCUGCAUCACUGUUGCUGUAAUUUUUUCAAAAGAGACUCCACUUGACGCAAGCAAGGUCGAUGCUGUAUCGACUUGUCGUCGAAUUGGACACGCCUUUGCGUCCGUGUACACCGGUAUACGCACGCUUCCUGGUGUACUUGUCAUUUAUGGUGUCGGCUUCUUUUUCAUUCAAUACGGAUUCACAGCGUACAACGGAAACAAAGGACAAUUCUUUGGUUUGGAAGUCUACAAUGGCUCGGCGGAUAACGCUGAUACGUGUGAUCCUUGCACUCCUGAGCAAGAUGCAUACAACCGUGGAGUUGGCAUUGCUGGCGGUCGAGCUGAUCUGCUUUUUAACGUCAUUGGUUAUCUCUACUCUUGGACCAUUCCACUUAUUGUAAGCAAAAUUGGUGCAAGGUGGUUUCUAACAGUUUCGACAAUUCCUCAAAUGUUUUUGAUGAUCAUGGCGUGGACGAGCAAUGUGACGUUUAAUGUCUUUGUUGUUGCUACCACCAGUAUUACCCAAGCUGCAUGGUUCUCGCUCAUUGUACCCGCCGUCGUUCAUGUCUUUGGUCCGGACGAGGAUAUUGGUAUGUACGUUGGUGCUCUAAACUCAGCCAAUUGCUUUGGUCAACUUCUGAACUUUGCCGUUGGUUCUGGUCUUGUUGAAACGUCGCUUGGUUACAAACUUCCAGUCUUUUUGGGCGGUUUGAUGAGUGCUCUUGGGUUUUUAGUCACAAUGAUCUUUUUUAAGAUGGAAAUGUACUCCAUGUAA